Closterium sp. Yama58-4 is the source of this 3501-nucleotide messenger RNA. The record is from the annotation of a GenBank genome assembly. NCBI's taxonomy places the organism in Eukaryota, Viridiplantae, Streptophyta, Zygnematophyceae, Desmidiales, Closteriaceae.
AUGGCGGCUGCGGAUCCACACAAGAGCUCGUCAGGACAGAUCAGCCAAGGCCGGGUCGAGAUUCCGCCGCACAUUGUCGCGGAAGCCAUGGCCGCGCUGCGCGGAAACAAGGGCGAGCCGGCGCUCGACGUGCGCUGGUCCGCGCCGAUUUCGGAAAACGAGAUGCGCUACGUCGAAGACUACGUCAAAGCGCGUUACCCGGCGAUUUUCACGGAGUGCAUCGUGGGGCUCGGAUUCCCCAUGCCGUGCGUGUUAGAGGAGCCCGACGGCGGCGGGUAUCGCGGCGGGGGAUUGUCCCCCAUGGCGGAACUUCUCGCGAUGGAUGACGAGGAGGGGGACGCGGAGGGGGAAGGGGGAUACGGCGGAAUGGGCGGAGCGGGCGCGGUCUUCGGAAGGAGUAACAGCACCGUAAGCGCGGGGGGGAGCAGCAGCGGAACGGCGUCUCCGCAGUUCCGCGCGCACAGCAGCAGUCCCACUGCGGCGGGGGGAGGAAAUGUGGUUCCGCUGAUGCGCGACUCGCUGCAGCAGCAGAAGCAGCAGAUGGAGCAGCAGAUGCAGCAGCAGAAGCAGCAGAUGGAGCAGCAGCGCAUGAUGAUGCAGCGCAACGGCCCUCCGCCCUCCUUCUCCGCGUCGUCCCCGUCGGAAAACAAGUCGCGUCUCUUCUCGCGCUUCGUCCCCUCGGGAACGGUCACCGCGACGCAGCCGGGGCGCGCGCUGCUGAACCCGAGCAGACUGCGGGACAUCCUGUUGGAGAGCCGUGACGUGCUGGAUCUCUCAAUGAGCGUCUCUGUCACGGAGCUCCACGCUCGGAGGCGCAUUCUGCAGCAGUGCGGUGUGGAGAGCGAGGAGUACCACAUAGUCUUCACGCCCUCGGUGCAGGAGGCCAUGGUGCUGGUUGCUGAAGCGUACCCUUUUCACCGCCACAACGUGUUCCUCACCGCUUUGGAUCAGACUGAUGACAGCAUCAGCAUGUUUGCGACGCAUAAGGACUCCAAGGUGAUCCAGGCGCCCCUAUCAUGGCUCGACCUGCAGAAGCCGGGAAGCCAGCUCAGCACCAAUUUCAGGCGCAAGAGCAAAGCCAACCCUAAGGGUCUGUUUGCCUACCCCAUGUGUGCAAACGGCCAAACCUUCUCCCUGCACUGGGUGUCUGAGGCUCAGCGCACCUGCUGGCACGUGCUGCUAGAUGUGACCGCUAUUGAGCUUGACUCGGGGGUGUUCAACCUGACUGCUCACAAGCCUGAUUACGUGCUCUGCUGCUCCCCGCAUAUCGUGGGUUACCCCCCCGUCCUCGCCUUCCCUGCAACCACCAAACUCCCUCCCGCCAUGGCUUGGUGUCAAUUUGCUCCAGUUUUUCAAUCGUCAGACCUGCCGCCAUCCCCGCCGCCGAUGUUGCCGGUCGCCGGCGAGGCUGACGGUGGGCCGUUGCCUGUGACCGGCAAGUCCAUGAUGGAGUGGAAGGACUCGGUUGUCCGGGCGGCUGCGGCGAUGGGAACGACGCCGGCAAGCGACUCGUUCGACUCAUGUUCCUCCGAUACAAGCUUAUCUGAUUCAAGCACGUCGGAUUCCGCGGCCCUUACCUCUGAGUGGAGCUCUAACUCGCUACUUAGUCUAAGCUCUACUCGCUCCGAAGAAGCGGAGGAUCUAAGUAGCUCUGAGGGGUCUGGGGCCGCGUCUCCUGGUAGGCCGGCUUUGGCGGAUGCGGCGUCGGCAGCGGCAGCGGCUGAUUUACAGAGAGUGCUGCUGUUAGCGGAAAACGCAGGGAAAUUGGAGGAACUAGCGGAGAAUGCGGCGAGGAUGGGCCUGGUACCAGAGACGACAGCGCUCACGUUGAACGUGGAGCGAGCAGCGGCUGAUGCGGCGGAAGCGGCGGAGACUGCUGACCAGGUUGCUGACGUCAUCGCUACUGUCGGCCCUGCCACGCCCGCCGCUGCUUCUGCUCCUGUAACCAAAGCAUCUCCUGCAGCUGCUGCCGCCCCGCCCGCCGCAUUCGUCGCGAUGCAGCGGCGGUCCGCCACGAGCCGCGCCGUGCACAACGCGGCCCGACGCGACGACGUGGAGGAGCUUCGAGCGCUGCUGGCGGAAAGUCCGGAGCUGAUUAACGCGCGGUCGAGCCUGACGUGCCAAACCCCCCUGCACGAAGCGGCGGCGGAAGAUGCGGCGGAGGCUAUUCGUGUGCUCCUGUCGUUCGGCCGACCGCCGUCAGUUGCGGGGAGUGGCGGCGAGGAUAGGGAGACGCGAGAGGACGCAUCAGGCGCAAUCCCUGCGGACGUCGAAGCGCGCAACAUGUUCGGCGAGACGCCUCUGCACAUCGCCGCCAAGUGCGGCAGCGCGAGGAGCGUCAAGGCGUUGCUCGAAGGCGGCGCGGCCGCCAACGCCGCUGCGUCGAAUCGCGCCACGCCGCUCCAUCUCGCCGUCUGGGCGGCACUCAACACUGCUGACGUGGCAGCCGACUGCAACGCGGGAGGGGCUUCGGCUGGAACGGGCCAGCCGACGAUUCUGGAAGUGGUGGAGCUGCUGCUGAAGCACGGUGCUGACGUGGCAGCGCAAGACAAGGAUGGGAACUCCCCUUUGAGUCACGUUCAAUCAGGCAACUCAUCCGCUACAAGCACCAGCAACAACAGCGGUAUCCGCGCUUCCCUUCGGCGAAUCCUCGACCGCCACGUGGCACUCCACGCUCCGUCCCCGACUCCGUCCCUCUCCCCCAGCUCCGCAUCCGUCGUGAUGCAAACGCUCGAGAAAGAGUUAUCCUCUUUAAUAGGCCUCCCGCUAUUGAAGCAGCAGCUGCGCGUGUGGGCGAAAGGCUUGGUCUUAGAUCAGAAGCGGCGGGAAUUGGGAAUCCGCGUGCAGCCGCGCAAACCCCCGCACAUGGCUUUCCUGGGCUCCCCGGGCACGGGGAAAACCACCGUGGCGCGCGCGCUUGCGCGGCUGUUGAAUUUAGUGGGUGUUUUACCCACGGAUAAGGUGGUAGAGGUUCAGAGAACGGAUUUGGUGGGCGAGUUUGUUGGGCACACAGGCCCGAAAACGCGGCGGAAAAUUCUGGAGGCGGCUGGGGGAAUUCUUUUUGUGGACGAGGCGUACCGGUUGGUGCCGCAGCAGCGGUCAGAUGAAAAAGAUUAUGGCGCGGAGGCGUUGGAGGAGAUCAUGUCGGUGAUGGACUCGGGCAGCAUUGUUGUGAUUUUCGCUGGCUAUGCCGAGCCAAUGAAGCGGGUCUUUGCAGUGAACGAGGGGUUUCAGCGGCGUGUGUCACGAGUAUUCGUGUUUGAUGAUCUCUCUCCACUCGACAUUGCGCAAGUCAUGCUGUUGAAAAUGAAGCAGGUGGCUGGGGAACCUUCUACUAACGGGGAUGAGCGUGACGUUGCAUCCCAGCAUUACUCCAUCGUCCCUAGCAGCUGUUAUUGCCCGAUCAACCACAGAGGAGCAGCGAAGGCAGAGGAAUGGUGGGAUGGCGCUGCCUGUGCUAAUGGACGCGCGAGAUCGACUGGACGAACGGCUGGAUCUUGA